Molecule: messenger RNA, 1899 nt
Organism: Symbiodinium natans
Lineage: Eukaryota; Dinophyceae; Suessiales; Symbiodiniaceae
Source: the annotation of a GenBank genome assembly
AUGCACCAGCUGUGGGGAUACCUGCGAGGCAAGCACGGCUUCGUCAACUUGGUCCUCACAAAGUCCAAAUCAAAGGGCAUGGACAUGGGCCACUUUGUCUCGCAGUUGUACACCGCCCAGAAGAAGGGCCUGCAGUAUGACCUCCUCCUGAAGAUCCACACCGACAGCCACCCUGACCUCCGCAAGCUGACCAUGGAGGCGCUGUGUGGGACGAAGUUCCAAGUUCGCAGUGCGCUUCACAACUUCGAGAUCCAUGGCAAGCUCAAUCUCAUUGCUCCGGCUGGCACCACCAUGACUCGCCGCACAAAGAUCUCCAACUUGGCGCCGGUCCUUGCUGAACGCCUCUUCGGAGACCGCGAAGAAGUUGGCGGAUCCCCGAUGUAUUCGACCAAGCAGGCGGCCAAGCUUCUGCUCUCAGAGAUGGGCACCAAGAUCGACAUCUCCGAGGACCAGCUCACGAGCAUCGGCGGCAACAUGUACUGGUCUCGCUUCAACUCUCCGCCAUUCCAGAGCCUGGCGAAGUACGCGCCCACGAUUUGGCCGAAGCUGGAGGGCAUCGAGACCGAGCUGGGAAACUUCGCCGUCUCUGCCAUCCGGGGUGCGGGCUUCUACGUCGGAGAGCUGCCCAUGGCACCCAAGGUCAUGGCCAUCUACUUCCCGCAGUACCACCAGUUCCCUGAGAACGACGAGUUCCAUGGUGAGGGCUUCACCGAAUGGACACACCUGAAGCCUUUCGUGGAUGAGGCCAACGAGCUGCGCAAGCCGCUGUCCGCGGAGAUGGGCGGUUUGGACUACUACGACCUUACUGACAGAAAGGUCCGCAAGCAUCAGGCGGACCUUGCAAAGCAGUACGGCGUCCACGGCUUCAUGUUCUACCACUACUGGUUCAGCGGCCAGGGCGUCAAGAACAGCAGCGUGAUGUGGAAGAUUCCGCACCUUAUGCUUCAGGAUGGCCAGCCGGACGUGCCCUUCUUCUUCUCCUGGGCUAACAGGCGAUGGGAGCGUGGCUACGGUGAGCACGCCACGGGAGAGGUGCUCAUUGACCAAGACUACAGCAAUGAGACUGGAUGGCGCGAGCACUUCGAGUACCUUCUGCCAUACUUCCAGCACCGCCUCUACAAGAAGGUCGACAACAAGCCCAUCUUCGCCAUCUACUUCCCUCAGGAGAUUGGCGACAAAUUGGGGCCGAUGAUGAACAACUGGCACCAGCUCGCCAAGCAGAAUGGCUUCAACGGCAUCUACUUCCUCCGCACGGUGAGUGGGGCUGGUGGCCCGCAGUUCAUGCCCACCCUUUUCGACGCCAGCUUCCACUUCAUGGCUGUUUGCGAGCGCUGCGGUCGCCCUGCGUCCGGGGAAGACAAGGACUUUGUGACCACGUGGCCGCAGUAUUGGGGCGCCACGACUGGCUUCGACAACCGGGUUCGUGGCUGCAGCCAGCGCUAUCGGGCCAGCCCUGAGGAGUUCAAGGUGGCACUGCAACAGUCUUUCAGCAACAUGAGCCACCAUCCCGCUCGCCGCAUCAAUGAGAACCUCUACUUUGUCGCCGCCUGGAACGAGUGGAAUGAGCAGGGCGUCCUGGAGCCAGAUGCCAUCCACGCGUUUGCAUACCUGCAGGCUCUGCAGCACGCUGCCGAGACCAUCGGAGCGGCCGACCCGACAGCGGAGGACCUCCUGACCUCGAUGGCGCCAGUCAAGAAGCGCCGCGCUGCGACAUCGUUGCUGGAAGUGAAGAGCAUCGAGGUGAGGCCAGAUCUCGCCUGGGGCCACGGCUCCGGACCGAAGAAGUGGGAUGAGACGCGCCGGGACCGCAAAGUGGACCCCAAGGCAGACCCCGAGCCGAAGGCCUGCAAAAACCGCCCUUCCUGCGCAAGCCACUGCCAACGGCUCGCAAUCGUCUAA